AUGGACGAGGAGCGCAUGCAGGAGAAGAUCGAAGAAGCCUGGCCGCAGCUGGUCACAGCAUUUGUAUUCUUGCUCCAUGGUCUUCUUCCAGUCUUCUCCACGAUGUCUUCGCUGUCCGUGGUGCUUGGUGCUCUGGGUCCAGCUACGGAGUCCUACAGCUGGCAAGGUUGGGACUUCUUAAAUCGAAUGGCCUGUGGUUCGCUUGGGCUGUACAGUCUUUUCUCCGUUACUGUCCAUCAACUGCAAAGGGACUUCCCUGAGGAUGAAUUGCUGACAGCUGGUGUUGCGGUCAGGGCCUUCGUGCGAGGAGUCCUUUUGUUCCGGGCGGCGGCUCGGGCUUGCUGCUUUCUGGCUGCGUGGCUCUACUUGCUGCUGAUGGUGGACUCCGUGACGGAUUGGGUGUGGCGGCUAGAGCAGGGGACAGUACUGGGCAUUCUGGGUCCCAUGGCUUGGCUUCUGAAUGCCAAGUCCUUGAAUCCUUUCGCCAACGAGAAGUCCAUGUUCUUUUGCAUGAACCUCAUCUCCGUCGUCUCCCAACAGCGACUUGUGGAAGUGCUAGCACGGCGUGAAGUUCUGCUUCGCCUGAUUGGCGCUGAGCGCGUGAUGGCAUCCACCAUUUGCCUGCUGCUGAAAGGCGUGUCCGUGGCAUGCGCGCCGUCCAAAAGCGCCAAUCCCAUCGCCGAGUUCCUGGUGCGCGUGGCCCCUCCGCCCGCCUGCUGCGUGGCGAUCGUCGCGCUUCGGGAUCACGCCAUGCCCUUGGGCAUCGCCGUGGUGAUUGCGCCGCAGCUUACAGCCCGCCUGGGCAGCACCAGUUGCCUGGUGGCGGGACUCUUGGGCGGAGCCUAUGCCGCGCACGCGAACCUCUCCGUGUGGUACGCGUACCGCGGGGACCUGGACUCCGCGGCCUUGCGCCUGGCCAUGCUGGUGCCCGGCGGUGUGUCGAGCCAGGCCAAGGGCCUGCUGCGGGGGGUGCUGGCGGGGGCGCAUCGCCGCGCCGUGCAGAUGAUGGCCAUGGGCAUCCUGCAAAGGGCCUUCCGGUGGCUGACGCAGCGGUGA
Effrenium voratum is the source of this 1056-nucleotide messenger RNA. Lineage: Eukaryota; Dinophyceae; Suessiales; Symbiodiniaceae. The record is from the annotation of a GenBank genome assembly.